Messenger RNA from Archocentrus centrarchus (flier cichlid), 884 nucleotides. RefSeq names its product troponin I, slow skeletal muscle-like. Gene Ontology annotation, cellular component: troponin complex. NCBI's taxonomy places the organism in Eukaryota, Metazoa, Chordata, Actinopteri, Cichliformes, Cichlidae. Gene Ontology annotation, biological process: cardiac muscle contraction; skeletal muscle contraction. Bases 102 to 668 code for a protein of 188 amino acids. The record is from RefSeq and is a predicted model, not a curated record. The transcript has 8 exons.
GGGAGCUGGAGAUAAAUGUUCCAGUGUGUUCUUCGCUCCAUCACUCUGCGUCUGUCUGCAUCCACAGCAUCUACAAAGGAAGGGGGAACUAAAUAGCCAAGAUGCCUGAGAAAGCACCCGAGAGAAAAUCUAAAAUCUCAGCUUCUCGUAAGCUCAUGCUGAAGAGCUUGAUGGUAGCCAAGGCCAAAGAGGACCUGGAGCAGGAGAUGGUAGAAAAAGAGGAGCAGAAGGCAAAGUACGUGGAGGAAAAGGCUCCUCCAAUACAGACCAGUGGUCUGUCUUUAGCAGAGCUGCGGACAUUAUGUGAAGAGAUGCAUGCCAGAAUAGAUGUGGUGGACGAGGAGCGUUAUGAUAUUGAAGCCAAGGUCUUGCACAACACCAGAGAGAUCAAAGACCUGAACAUCAAGGUAUUGGACUUGAGAGGAAAGUUCAAGAGACCUAACCUGAGAAGGGUGAGGGUCUCUGCUGAUGCCAUCCUGCGCUCCCUACUGGGUUCUAAACACAAGGUCUCUUUGGAUCUGCGAGCUAACCUAAAAUCAGUCAAAAAGGAGGACACAGAAAAGGAGAAGACAGUGGAGAUGAGUGACUGGAGGAAGAAUGUGGAGGCCAUGUCAGGCAUGGAGGGCCGCAAGAAGAUGUUUGAUGCAGCAAAAGGCCAAAACCAGUAAACAGCAACUGGUGAACAAACAGUCAGCUUUCAUCCAUUACCAAACACCAUCACUUGCAUACCAAAGAGUUUUGUGCACAAGGCAUAAGGACUGCUUGGUGACUUCUGGCAUUGGAGAAAUUCAAGUUAUUUAAAUACUCGGUAUCCUCCCACUCUACUUGUGUUUGACCACUGAAAUAAACACCGCAUCUCUAUUCUCAUCAUCCCUGAGUCAUCU